Molecule: messenger RNA, 879 nt
Organism: Pyrus x bretschneideri (Chinese white pear)
Lineage: Eukaryota; Viridiplantae; Streptophyta; Magnoliopsida; Rosales; Rosaceae
Product: putative H/ACA ribonucleoprotein complex subunit 1-like protein 1
Exons: 4
Coding region: 87-626 (179 amino acids)
Biological process (GO): ribosome biogenesis; snoRNA guided rRNA pseudouridine synthesis
Cellular component (GO): box H/ACA snoRNP complex
Molecular function (GO): box H/ACA snoRNA binding
Source: RefSeq, a predicted model, not a curated record
UAUUGGAAGCCGAAGCCACUCUUCCGCCAAAACCAACACUCUCCCUGAAAGCUCCUCCUCCUCCUUCCUAAAUCACCCAAAAAACCAUGCGACCUCCCAGAGGCGGCGGAGGGUUCAGAGGCUCCCGCGGGCGCAGUGGUGGUGGUCGUGGGUUUAACAGUGGCGGUCGCGGUUUCUUCCGCGAUGAGGGCCCUCCUUCCGAAGUCAUAGAGGUUUCAACAUUUGUUCAUGCAUGUGAGGGUGAGGCAGUCACGAAGCUCACGAAUUCGAAGAUACCCCACUUUAAUGCCCCAAUCUAUCUGCAGAACAAGACUCAGAUAGGGAAGGUUGAUGAAAUAUUUGGUCCGAUCAAUGAAUCUUACUUUUCAGUUAAAGUUAUGGAAGGCAUUGUGGCGACUUCGUAUUCCCAGGGAGAUAAGUUCUAUAUUGACCCAAUGAAGCUUCUUCCUCUUGAAAGAUUUCUUCCACAGCCAAAGGGACAGAAGCCAGCAUUUUCUCGAGGCGGAGGCCGUGGAAGGGGUACUCCGAGGGGAAGAGGUUUUUCAAGGGGAAGGGGUCCUCCAAGGGGAAGGGGUCCUCCGAGGGGUGGUAACCGUGGUGGCUUCAGGGGGAGAGGGAGAUUUUAGAUUAACAUUUUGUAAUAUUUCUAGUGCCCUACCCACUUUGCGUCGUGGUUUUAGCAUGCCUAGGGCUCACAAGAAUCACAAUUUCAUGCUGAUUAUGGUGGUUGACAUGCGGUUGAUGGACUAUUUAUUUUCCUUUUGUAUUGUAGUUUUAUGAUCCUAGGCUCCUAGCUGCAACCGCGGUGGCUUCAGGGGCAGAGGGAGAUGUUUGUUUUGAAUUUAAGAAUUCUUCUAUUAAAAUGAUCCUCGUCUACAA